Molecule: messenger RNA, 6453 nt
Organism: Parnassius apollo (apollo)
Lineage: Eukaryota; Metazoa; Arthropoda; Insecta; Lepidoptera; Papilionidae
Source: the annotation of a GenBank genome assembly
AUGGACCCACAGGCUUUUUACGGCAAAAGAAAUAAAAUAGAGAUGCGCCCUCGACGAACAAUCGUCGUAAUUCCAGAGAGCAGCGAGGAUGAAAAUGUAUCAGAUGAUGAGACUUACAGUACUCAAGAUCCUUUACAUAUAAAUGAAGAAAAAGAAAAGUCUUCCUCGGACGGAGAAGAUGAAGAAGAAGAUGAAGAAGGAAAAGAGGAACUGGACCAGCUAUUUCCUGAGUGCACUGAAGAGCAUAUGGAAACGUUAGAAAAUUUUACAGACAAUCAACCUUCUACUUCACAGGCAGCUUCUUCAAGUAAGAAAGAAAAGAAAGAUAAGUUGGUGUGGUCGGAUGACAAUCUUCAGUAUGAUGAAUCCAAUAUUGCUUUUUUGGGAUCUGAAAAUCUUCCAGAUGAAAUAAUGCAGCUAAAUACUCCAAUGGAGUUUUUCAAAUUUCUUUUUCCGUCAUCUGCUGUAAAUUUAAUUGAGGAAGAAAGCAACGUAUACGCAGCACAAAUUUUCCCCGAAAACUUGAAUUCAGUGACACAUAAAGACAUUUAUAAAUUUAUUGGUAUUAUUAUCUACAUGUCGGUAGUACACCUGCCAACUACUCGUCAUUACUGGAAGGAGGGCACAUAUGUUGAAAAAGUUGCAAAUGUUAUGACGUGCAAUAAAUUCGAAGAGAUUAAAAGUUUUCUGCAUUUUUUCGACAAAACAAAAGAACUAAAACCAUAUGACCCGCAGUUUGAUAGACUUCAGAAAAUACGCCCACUUAUGAAAAUCCUACGCGAAAGACUGCUAAAAGUGUCGAAAGAGGAAUUUUUGUCCAUUGACGAACAGAUGAUCCCUACUAAGGCCCGAACUUCAGGAAUCAGACAGUACAAUGCAAAGAAACCCCAUAAGUGGGGUUAUUUGAAUUACGUAUUAAGCGGAGUCAGUGGAUUUAGUUACGACUUUGAAUUAUUCGGAGGAAAAUACCCAGCACCGCCUGAAAACUGUCCCGAUCUUGGAGUGCCAGGAAAUGUGGUUCAAAGACUAUUGAAGACUGUCUCGGACAAUUUGAACCAUAAGAUUUUUGUCGAUAACUGGUACACAAGUUUGCAGCUAAUGGCAAACUUGCACAAAAAAGGUAUUCUGCCAUUAGGCACAGUACAACUGAGAAGAGCUCCAAAUAUAAAUAUAAAUAAAAAAGCUUUAGAAAAGAAAGAACGAGGUUAUUGCUCCGAAAAAAGUGUUGCUGUUGAUAACGUUAAGCUAUCAGUUACCAGUUGGGUCGACAAUAAAGCAGUCAGUUUGUGUUCAUCCUAUGUAGGCAAGGAACCAAUGGGAGUUGUGAAAAGAUAUUCCAAAAAACAUAAGCGUAGAGUUGAUGUUUCUUGCCCAAAAGCAGUAUUAAUUUAUAAUAAAUACAUGGGCGGUGUCGAUUUACUAGAUGCCAUGUUAGGCUUCUAUAGGAUCAAAAUCCGCAGUAAAAAAUGGUACCACCGCCUGUUCUUCCAUUUCAUUGAUCUCUGUUGCGUGAAUAGUUGGCUAUUAUGGCGGAGAGUCAUGAAACAAAAGGGUGAAGAUAUUUACAUUCCAUUGCUUGACUUUAAAUUAACCAUAGCAGAUGUAUUGAUGCACAAAGACUCAAAGGUAUAUACUCCGACUACACGCAAACGAGGACGACCACUGAAUCAAGAUGUUGAGGCAAUUAAAAAGGGGCAAUCAAGGCGACGCAUAGAACUGUAUCCAAUGGAAGUAGCUGGAGACGGGUUCAACCACUGGCCGAAUUGGAAAACUGAUCGCCAAAGGUGUAAAAUGGUUGUAAUGAAAUCACAAGACACUAACGCUCAAAUCGACACAACCGACGAGGUGACAACUCUGCAUGCCGUCGCACACAGGCAUGCAAACAAAACCAUCACCAUUUCAAGCAGUGAACCACUUGAAAUCACCAUCACCAGAAGUGGAAUGGAGGUGUUGACGCAACUCGGCAACUCAUUCGCGGCUGCCGUGGCUACAGAAACUGAUACCACUCUCGUAUCAAAGUCUAAGACUGAAGACAGUUUAAACAAGGAAUACUUGGGUGCACCAUACGUCCUUCACAACUGCAUCGGUCUGACCACUAAGUUGCUGCUGCAGAAUAACGACGAUUUUUCUGUGUUUCUUACUGACGAAUACAAAUCCAAUGAUUAUAGGGAAGUUGUUUUAGAGCCAGGCGCAUGUGUUCCAUUGCAGCUGAAGCAUGGUGGACUCAAUUUGAUGAAAUUGAAUGAGCCACCACCACCACUGAAGUUAACUGUUAAGAUUGUGGAAUUGGAUGAAGAGGUGGUGCUACCAGUGGAGCGUGCAGAUAAACGGUAUUUCACUCUGGGAAGAAGACAAGCGGGCGGCACUCUGGAGAAAAACGUUCCGCACGCCGCCGCCAUGGAACCGCGCGGACUCAUCUCCGACGUCCUCAUGCAAGACGCUGCGCUGCAUAUAUACCUGCGCAGUGUCGUGCAGGUAACAAAUACGCUCGCGGUAAACGUUUCCGUAUACUAUAUGACCGCGAGCGGCAAUGAGGUGGGUUUAUUAGGGGAAGUGAAGCCUGGCCGAAUUUUACGCUUACCUCUACAAGCUGUCCAUACACCAACUGCUGAGAUAUUCUUCUCAGUUGAAGGUUUCACGGUGUCAGUGUCACCAUUUAUUUGGCGUGAGUUGCAGCAAGAAGUAAAGAUUACAAAGUUGCUUCAGUGUGAUUCCAAGGACAAAACCAGCGGAGAGAAGUUUUAUCUGAAGGCUGUGGGCACAAUGGAGCAAGUUUACUUUGAGCACACAAACCGACACACCUUCGCCUCGUCCUGCUACGACAUAGUGCUGAAGCCGGCUGUGAAGCUGCAGAACUCCUUGCCAAUUGACAUUGUUGUAUCACAGUUGGGUUUGAAGAGAACACAGAUAUUCAAGCCUGGGGAGAUGUUCCACUUGUCACAUUUGGCUCCCAACAGGGCCUCCAUAGUUGUAAUGAUACAAAGUUAUCUCGACAAAUGUUGGGUAUGUACAAAAAAUCUCCCAGAUGAGGAAACUGAAUUAUCUGUGUGGUCGUUUGAGUCCCACGACAGCCCCGCGGUAAUGACGUUGGACUUGGGCAUGCACAGUGUGGACAUGGAGGGAACACAAGUACUCUCAUUGUACUGCCCAUUCUGGAUGCUGAACAAAACUGGUUUUACAUUGUGCUAUAGAAAAUCAAAGAAACCAGAAAAAGACUCCAGCUCACCCAGCAAGAGCGCAGAAGAAACAGGCAAUGUAAUCUUUCACCCUAAGGAUUAUAAAGAUCCAAUAUUAUUUUCGUUUCGAGCUAAGAAUUUCUUCGGUAAGAAAAAGGCGGCCAUUAGAGUGGAGUUUGGGGAAUGGUCUGACAAGUUCUCUCUUGAUGUGCCUGGCAGUUCUGGCGUUGUCAUAUGCAAGAAUGAAGAAAGAACAUACCAAGUGGCAGUUACAAAUCAGUUGACUUUUAAUAGUUUGACGAAGAUGGUGAUAUUUACACCAUUCUUCUUAAUCAUUAACGAAGCACCCUUCGCCAUUCAGUACCAAGAGUUACAUAGACCUGGCGAUCCUUGGAGAGAGGUCGAGCAAAACUCGAGUUCGCCCCUGUGGCCGGUGGUGGAGAAAGAGGACAAACUGUUGCUGCUGCGAGUCGCCGGCUCUACGGAACACGCCGCUCCUUUCCUCUAUACUGAGCAGCACACUGUGUGUUUGAAGCUUAAUAACGAGUACGGCGGGCUGCACGUGGAGGUGCAGCUGAGCGAGGGCGGCACGUACGUGACGGUGCGCCAGUACCGCGACGGGCACGCGCCCGCGCUGCUCGUCAACUUCUCCCCGCACAUCAUUACCGUCUACGAGAAGGAGAACGUCAACGUCAAGAAAAUAGAACCUAUGCACCAAAUGCUCUUCACGUGGGACAAUCCAGCUGGACCACGUAUUCUUAUAUUCGAAGGCCACAAAAAAAAAGAAGUCGAAAAUGAUCUCAGAAAAGACGGCAUUGGCGAAUUUAUGAUAAAGGAGGGGUCGGUGGUGUCGUGGGUGUCGUUCCUGGACGGGCUGCAGCGCGUGGUGCUGCUGGCGGCGGACGCAGCGCUGGCGGCGGCCGCGCACACGUUAGGCGAGGCCGAGCCGCUGCACACCGAGAUCGUGCUCUCCGUGCACGGCUUGGGCCUGUCGCUCGUCGACGACCGCGAGCUGCUUGAGAUCGUCUACCUCAGCAUCUCCAACUCUGGAAUAAUAUGGGAGCAGUGUAAAAUUGGUGCGCGACGUUAUAAGAGGAUCGAAGGUCCCAAACUCAUACAAUUAGAGGAAGCAUACCAACGUUACAUUACCGAAAAGAUGGUCAGCGAUGAUCCCGUGUCGCCUAGAGUCAUUAUUGAUGAGAAGAUGGAGGUGGACCUGGAGGAGAUGCGGCUGCUGCGGCCGGGCGCGCGGCUGCUGCGGCGCACGGCCGAGCCGGGCGUGUGGGCCAGCCUGGGGCUGUCCGCGCACUCGCGCCGCCUGCACGCGCGCCUGCACCGCCUGCAGUUGGACCAGCAGCUGCCGCUGCCCACCUUCCCCGUCGUGCUGGCGCCCGUGCCGCCGCCCAAGUCCGUCGCCAACGACCGUCCCGACGGUAUGAAGCCAUUCAUCGAGGUGUCGAUAGUGGAGCGUAUCAUGGAGCACAGUAAAGUACGCCAAUACAGAUACUACAAGGUCCUGAUCCAAGAGUUCCAUGUAAAAGUGGAUAUGGGGCUUAUCAAUGCACUUAUGGGCAUGUUCCCGCAAAAGCUACUUACUGAACAAGAAGCGCUGGACGCAUUCCAACUGGACUUAGAAAGAGCUGCUCAACCGUUGGAAGCACUCGCCGCGUUGGGCGCUGCUUCCGAUCAAAAGAAUUUCUAUGACAACUUACAUUUAUCGCCACUUAAGGUCCACGUUUCAUUUUCACUCGGCGGCGCUACUCAAUUACCCACUUUCGUAGGAACGAUACUACAAAGUAUUGGCGUCACAUUGACAGACAUGAACGAUGUUGUAUUUAAACUAUCGUACUAUGAAAGGAAUUACGAAUUCUUGUCGCAGAAAGAGUUGAUAAACCAAGUACAAAGUCAUUACACAGGUCAAGCUUUAAAACAAUUGUAUGUUUUGGUACUCGGGUUGGACGUCAUUGGAAACCCAUAUGGACUGGUUAUUGGGCUAAAGAAAGGUGUUGAAGACCUCUUCUAUGAGCCAUUCCAAGGCGCGAUCCAGGGUCCGGGUGAGUUUGCGGAGGGGCUGCUGCUGGGCGUGCGGUCGCUGGUGGGGCACACGGUGGGCGGCGCGGCGGGCGCCAUGUCGCGCAUCACCGGCGCCAUGGGGCACGGCCUCGCCGCGCUCUCGCUCGACAAGGAUUACCAACGCCGUAGAAGAGAUAACAUCAACAAACCACCUGCAAAUUUGCAAGAAGGACUUGCGAGAAGCGGAAAGGGACUCGUUAUGGGCUUAGUAGACGGCGUAACCGGGGUGUUCACAAAGCCUUUUGAGGGCGCGCGUGAUCACGGAGUAGAGGGCUUCUUCAAGGGGCUGGGCAUGGGCGCCGUGGGGCUGGUGGCGCGGCCCACCGCUGGCGUCGUGGACUUCGCGUCUGGCUCGUUCGACGCCGUCAAGAGGGCGGCGGACCUGUCGGAGGAGGUGACGAAGCGGCGCGCGGCGCGCUACCUGCCGCCCGACGCCGGCGUGCGCCCCUACUCGCGCCUGCAGGCCGAGGGCUACAAGAUGCUCUCCGACCUCGAGAAGGGCACGGACCUGUCGGAGGAGGUGACGCAGCGGCGCGCGGCGCGCUACCUGCCGCCCGACGCCGGCGUGCGCCCCUACUCGCGCCUGCAGGCCGAGGGCUACAAGAUGCUCUCCGACCUCGAGAAGGGCACGGACCUGUCGGAGGAGGUGACGAAGCGGCGCGCAGCGCGCUACCUGCCGCCCGAUGCCGGCGUCCGCCCCUACUCGCGCUUGCAGGCCGAGGGCUACAAGAUGCUCUCCGACCUCGAGAAGGGCGCGGGCCUGUCGGAGGAGGUGACGAAGCGGCGCGCGGCGCGCUACCUGCCGCCCGACGCCGGCGUGCGCCCCUACUCGCGCCUGCAGGCCGAGGGCUACAAGAUGCUCUCCGACCUCGAGAAGGGCAAAUAUGUGAGCACGGACACGUACGAGGCGCACGUGUGGGUGAUACCGGCCAAAGAGAUGGUCAUGUGUACUGACAAGCGGCUACUCUAUCUCGAAAGGAAUCACGUCUUCGGCGGCUGGCAGAUUGUUUGGACGUACCUCUGGACAGAGAUACCGGAGGUCCCGACGGCGGUUAACAAAGGAGUCUUCAUACCCACAGCUAAGAAAAAAGUUCUCGGAAUGUUCUCCAGCUCCGGUUCCGGCAAAGUGAUAUUCCUUUACGACGAGCAACAGAAGAAAUUCUUGUUGGCACAAUGCGAAAGGCUUAUGCGUUCAGCGCAUUGA